GAAGCUUUCAAUUGAUAACGUGCAUCCAUCACCCUCAAAGGUCGAUACUUACAAUGAGAACAGAACAAGAAAGCAUAGAUCGAACAAAACUGAACAAAGCUUUAGUAGGGUUGCCGGGAUCUCAAGAAAAACACCUUUGUCAAAGAAUGUCAUAAACAACAUACGUCGCUCACAAGUUCCUCAAAUCAGGGAUACCUUGAAGCACCUUAGGGUGAAGGAUAUGCUGCCAGCUAUUUGGUUUAUUUUUAGUAGAAGAGGUUGUGAUGCUGCUGUUCAGUACCUUGAGGAUUGCAUGCUUUUAGAUGACUGUGAAGCUAGCGAAGUUGAACUUGAACUGCGGAGAUUUAGGGUGCAGUAUCCUGAUGCUAUUAGGGAAGGAGCUAUAAAAGGUCUUCUGCAAGGAAUUGCAGCACAUCAUGCGGGCUGCUUACCACUUUGGAAGUCAUUUGUUGAGGAACUAUUUCAAAGAGGUCUUGUCAAGGUUGUCUUUGCUACCGAAACACUUGCUGCUGGGAUCAAUAUGCCUGCUAGGACAGCAAUAAUUUCAUCUCUUAUCAAAAGGGGUGAAUCAGGACGGACACUUUUAAGCUCAAAUGAGCUACUUCAGAUGGCAGGUCGUGCUGGAAGGAGAGGUAUUGAUGAAGUUGGUUAUGUUGUUCUUGUUCAAACUCCAUAUGAAGGAGCUGAAGAAUCUUGUGAGCUUCUGUUCACAGGGCUUGAACCUCUUGUAUCACAAUUUACUGCUUCUUAUGGAAUGGUUCUUAAUCUCCUAGCUGGUGAAAAAGUUACUCGCAUGUCAAGCAAAUCGGCUAAUUUAAAAACUUCUAGUUCCGGUAGGACAUUAGAAGAAGCUAGGAAACUGGUUGAACAAAGUUUUGGUAACUAUGUUGGAAGUAAUGUCAUGCUUGCUGCUAAAGAAGAACUAAUAAGGAUCAGGAAAGAAAUUGAGUUGCUUUCAAAGGAAGUUACUGAUGAAGCUAUUGACAGAAAGUGCCAAGAGCAACUCUUGGAGGCAGAAUACGCUGAAAUCUUAUAUUUACAGGAAGAACUGAGGGUAGAGAAACAGUUUCGAACUGAACUCAGACAAAAGAUGGAGCUUAAGCGCAUGGCUGCAUGGAAACCAUUAUUGGAUGAACUUGAAACUGGACAACUGCCUUUCAUUUGUCUGCAAUAUAAAGACAGCGAAUCAGUUCAGCAUCUUGUCUCUGGUGUUUAUAUGGGAAAGUUUCAUCUAGAUCCUGAGAAUUCUAACAUUGACCCGUCCAAGCCUAAGUUGGCAUAUGCGGAAGACGAGGGUAGCGGCAAGCCAGCCUAUUAUGUAGCUUUGGGCUCAGACAAUUCUUGGUAUCUAUUUACAGAAAAGUGGAUCAAAAUGAUAUACAAGAUUGGCCUUCCUAAUGUCUCUUUAGCUUAUGGUGAAGCUUUACCGAGAGAAAUUUUGAGGGGCCUCCUAACGAAGGAGGAGUUGACGUGGGAUAAGCUAGUAGAAUCUGAGUUUGGAUCUCUAUGGAGCACAGAAGGUUCUCUUGAGACAUGGUCAUGGAGUCUAAAUGUUCCAGUACUGAGUAGCCUCUCAGAAGAUGAUGAGGUGAAAAAUUGGUCUGAAGAAUAUCAAGAUGCUAUCAACUGUUAUAGAGAGCAAAGAAAAAAGGUUUCCCGUUUGAAGAAAAAAAUGACAAGCACAAAGGGGUUUAAAGAAUUUAAAAGGGUUUUGGAUGUGGUUAACUUUAACAAGGAAAAAAUUGAGCGCUUAGAAACUAGAUCUCAUCGUUUAACCAGAAGGAUAGAACAGAUUGAACCCUCUGGUUGGAAAGAGUUUCUUCAGAUCAGCAAAGUUAUACAAGAAACCAGAGCUUUAGAUGUCCAUACACAUGUUAUGUAUCCUUUGGGAGAAACAGCGUCUGCAAUUCGAGGAGAAAAUGAACUUUGGCUCGCUAUGGUCCUUAGAAAUAAAAUUUUGUUAGAUCUAAAACCUGCUCAACUUGCUGCAGUACUUGGAAGUUUAGUUUCUGAAGGAAUAAAAAUUCGGCCUUGGAAAAGUAACUGCUACGUAUUUGAACCAUCCUCCAUUGUUGUUGAUGUUGUUGAGAUUUUGGAGGAACAGAAAACCUCUCUCUUGCAGAUACAGGAUAAGUAUGGGGUAAAGAUUUCUUGUGGAUUAGAUUGCCAAUUUUCUGGGAUGGUUGAGGCUUGGGCUUCUGGUCUGACUUGGAGGGAAAUAAUGAUGGACUGUGCAAUGGAUGAGGGUGAUUUGGCUCGGCUCUUCCGUCGUACAAUUGAUUUAUUGGCACAGAUUCCAAAACUGCCGGACAUUGAUCCCGUGGUGCAAAACAAUGCUCUCGCAGCCGCUAAUGUUAUGGACCGUGCGCCGAUCAGCGAGUUAGCUGGAUGAACUGCUAUAUGUGGUAAAAACUGUAGCAUCAUUUAUGAUUUUUAUUUCAUUAAGAAUUUUACGAAAGCAUGGGCUAUAUUUCUCUUCUUUGUUUCAAUUCUCUUCAUUUAUUUUAGGGAAAUUCGAGUACAUGUGCCCAUUAAUGCUUAAAAUGGAUAAAAUAUGCUCAUUGAUUCAUUACUUCUAGAAAUAUGUUCAAAUGUUUAUUUUGGAUCAAAA
Molecule: messenger RNA, 2611 nt
Organism: Dendrobium catenatum
Lineage: Eukaryota; Viridiplantae; Streptophyta; Magnoliopsida; Asparagales; Orchidaceae
Product: DExH-box ATP-dependent RNA helicase DExH15 chloroplastic
Biological process (GO): nuclear-transcribed mRNA catabolic process, 3'-5' exonucleolytic nonsense-mediated decay
Cellular component (GO): Ski complex
Molecular function (GO): nucleic acid binding; RNA helicase activity; ATP binding
Source: RefSeq, a predicted model, not a curated record